This is a messenger RNA of Cyprinodon variegatus (sheepshead minnow), 2205 nucleotides long. RefSeq names its product major facilitator superfamily domain containing 9 (gene slc67a2). The record is from RefSeq and is a predicted model, not a curated record. NCBI's taxonomy places the organism in Eukaryota, Metazoa, Chordata, Actinopteri, Cyprinodontiformes, Cyprinodontidae. Bases 59 to 1474 code for a protein of 471 amino acids. Gene Ontology annotation, molecular function: transmembrane transporter activity. Gene Ontology annotation, biological process: transmembrane transport. The transcript has 6 exons.
CAAACGAGCCGGAUGGAAGCUUCCGCCUCGGCUGAGAGCUUGCUGUCACCGCGGGAGGAUGAACAACCAUAUAUGUAGCACUUUAUCCCUGAAACUGAAAAGCCGAAGGGGGAUCAUACACUGUAUCUAUGUGGUGGGCUUCAUGGACUUGUUCGGGGUGAGCAUGAUCAUCCCACUAUUGAGCCACCAUGUAAAGGCUCUUGGAGCAAGUCCCACAGUGGCUGGAAUUGUGGGCUCUACGUAUGGAAUGUUGCAGCUUUUCUCCAGCACAAUAGUAGGCAGCUGGAGCGACGUGGUGGGGCGGCGCUACUCCCUGCUGACCUCUAUCCUGCUGAGCGCCUUCGGCUAUGGCCUCCUUGGGAUUUCUACAAGCAUCACUUUGUUUGUGCUUGCAAGAAUACCUGUAGGACUAUUCAAGCACUCAUUGUCCAUCUGCAGAGCCUUGCUGUCAGACCUGGUGUCUGAAUCAGAGCGCCCUCUGGUGAUGGGACAUUUUAAUGCAGCCUCCAGUGUGGGCUUCAUCCUGGGUCCUGUAGUAGGCGGCUACCUCACUGAGCAUGAAGGAGGCUUUUAUACCUCCUCUUUUACAUGUGCAGCCAUCUUUCUAAUCAAUGCCGGCCUGGUUUGGAUGCUGCCACAAAGCGAGAAAAUAACCGAUCGGAACGAAACCAACAUCAGCAAUAACAGCAGUAAGGUGUGUCACAAUGAGUACUGUACCAAGUCUGCACAAAAUGGCCUCCAUGCAAACAACCAUCACUCAGGAUUGACCACAGUAACUGAAGCAGACUGUAGAUCCGCCCGGAAGCCUCGCCUCAGGUGGAGGGAGGUGUCUCUGCUCCAGCCUGCAUGGAAGCAGCUUACCUCAGUCAGCUCCAGGAUUCAUAUGGUGGCUUCUUCUGAUAUGUGGGACCUCUUUCUCGUGCGUCUGUUGAUGGCCAUAGCCAUUAUGCUGUACUACAGUAACUUCUCUCUGGCCAUGGAGGAGCGUUUCUCUAUGAAACCAAAGAUGACAGGUUAUCUGAUCAGCUACAGCAGCACCUUAGGGGCCCUGGCCGGGUUCCUGGUGGGGCCCGUCACUCAGCUUUACAGGAACAACAUGCCUGCUCUGCUGCUUCAUUCCACUGUCCUCACCUGUUCGCUUAUUUUACUUUACGCCACCGCUCCAAGCGUGUGGCAGGUUGUGCUCACCUCCACCUUCUUUGCCAUUUCUACCUCCAUCGGACGGACGUGUAUCACAGAUCUGGAGCUUCAGAGGGGAGGGGCCCACGCCAGCGGAACUCUGAUUGGAGCCGGCCAGUCGGUGACAGCCGUGGGUCGAGUUCUGGCCCCGCUCCUCUCCGGUCUCACCCAGGAGAUCAGCCCCUGUGGUCCUGCUAGCUUGGGAGUCGUGCUCGCCUUGGCAGCUGUAGGUUUGCUUCUCAUCAGAAUCCCGAAAUGGGAUGGUGGAGGACGGACAAAAACAGGAAAACUUUAAAAACUCCUUGCAACUGAAUGUUUUUGUUGUUGUUUUUUUACUAUGCAAAUAUAUCACUUUGAGAAGUGCAAUUAUUUGCAGCAGGCAGCUGUAAUGGACAGCAAACCCUCAGUGUUUCAUGCUGAAGCAUGGUUGAUGCCAUGGGUGCCUCCACUUCCUGCAUCUGCUUCUCUCAGGGACACUGGAACCAAAAAAAAAAAUCUGUGCAGCUUGGAGCAAAAGGAUGCAAAGUUUAUUGUGCUUCCAAAUUUGUUGAACUUUGAUCAAACAGAAACAUGCAGUGAGGGCCUUAUCUUAUUGUCCUGGUUAUUGCAAUAAUCUACACCAUGCUGUUAGUUUAGCUCUGUAGGCACUACCUAAUUCAAAUUUAAUGAAGUAAUGAGAAGACCACUAAUCAUUCACUACAAACCUAACAAACUACUGAAUUAUAAAGAUAAAGCAGAGGGGAAACACCACUGAAACUCUCAUUAGAGAUGCACUGAUCAUUACUAUGUUAAUGAUUCCCAGACUUAAGUUUUUUAAAAGUUAUGUGAAUGUUCAAUUGAUUGUGAUUGGUCUUUACAAAUUACAUGAGCAGCAUUUAAUUGUUUGAGGUCUUUAAGCUGAUUGUCAUCAUUAAUUAUGUGUCUUUGUUAUUAAAUACUAUAAAAAAGUUUUACUAUUUUAAAAGAAACUCUUGGUUUACAUUCUAUAUCUGUUCAGAUUUCCUGUUUUUUGCUCUUAACACAUUA